Molecule: messenger RNA, 2316 nt
Organism: Corvus hawaiiensis (hawaiian crow)
Lineage: Eukaryota; Metazoa; Chordata; Aves; Passeriformes; Corvidae
Gene: DRC1
Product: dynein regulatory complex subunit 1
Biological process (GO): cilium-dependent cell motility; regulation of cilium movement; axonemal dynein complex assembly
Cellular component (GO): axoneme; axonemal dynein complex
Source: RefSeq, a predicted model, not a curated record
CGCACCUGCGCUCAGGUGUCCCCAUGGAGAACGGGGCGGCCCCGGGCCCGAACCCGGAGCUUGCGGAGCUCGACCCCGACCCCAAACUCGAUCCCGAGCCCGAUCCCGAGCCCGAGCCCGAGCCCGAGCCCGAGCCCGAUCCCGAUCCUGAUGCCGGUGCCGGUGCCGAUCCCGAUCCCGGCGCGGAGUGGGAGCGCCAGCAGCGAAUCGCCGCCCGCCGCAGCCGCAUCGAGGCCCGGCGCCGGGAAGCCCUUGGAGAGGAGGUGGAGCAGGAAGAGGAGGAGGAGGAGGAGGAAGAGGAGAGAAAGAGCCUGAAGCUGAUCGAGGACACCGGGAAGGUCCUGGCCAAGCUGCUUUUCCAUGGGACGCAGCUGGUGACAGAUGUCCGGGUGGGAGCCGACCUGCGGGAAUCGCGGAGGCGGGAAAAGGAGGGCGAGGACAAGCUCCGGAGGUUGGAAAAGCUGGAGGCGGAAGCCAAGGCCGGCACGGAAAAAUUGGAGGAGAUCAACUCCAAGUGGGCCUUGGCCAAGGAUAUGAAGAUCCCGCAGGAAUUGUGGGAGCUGCUGGAGCAGCAGCAGGAUCAGUGCGAGCUGCUCCUGCUGGAAAAGAACCGGCUCAUCCAAGAGCUCCGGCAGGAGCUGAAAGCCAAGGAUGAGCAGUACGAGCAGGCCCUGAAGGAGCAGUCGGGCGAGAUCCAUGUGCUCCUGGAAAGGAUGGAAGAACAGACCCGGAAUAUGCUCAAAACCUACCGGCACCACCUCCGGCAGAUCGAGAAAACUUUUGAGGAGGAGAGGCGGGAAAUGCUGGAUAACAACCGGAAAAGGUGGAAUGAGGCCAUCCAGGCCCACAACGAGCAAGAGCUGGAAUUCCUGCGGGAGCAGAUGGGGAAGGCGGCACAGUUCGAGCAGCAGCUGAAUGAGCUGCAGGAUGAGAGCAUGGAGAGCUACGACAGCAUGAAAUUCCAGCUGGAAAUGGAUGUGCAGUACCUGGAGAAGAAACUCCAGCAGAUGAAGGGAAUUUACCACCUGAACCAGGUGAAGCUGGAAUACAACCUGGAAGUGCUCCGGCAGCUGGAUGUGGAAAAUUCCACGCUCCGAUCCCUGCAGAAGAGGAAAAUCAACCGAUUCCAGUCGACCCUCAGCCUCCUGAGGGUCAAAAUGGCCAAGCAGGAAAAGAAAUUCCAAGAGGAAAAGCAGAGCCUGGAAUCCGAACUGGAGCGGGUGACGGGGCAAUUCCAGGAGACGCAGAGCCGGAUGAGGCACCUGGCGCGCAGCAGGGCCGAGAAAUUCCGGCAGGUUUGGAUCGUGAACGAGGAAGAGGCCAAAGGGCUGAUCCGGGAAGCGCUGGAUGCCGAUCGGAUCAUCCACGUCCAGCAGCUGGGAAUGCCGUGGGAAGAGCCUCACUUCUGGUUCAUGGAUAACGUGGGGGACCCCUGGGAGGCUGCCAGGAAAAGAAGGAUGCGAUGCAGGUGGCUGCGCAACUGCUGGAAGGGAUCCGCUCUGGAAAACGGGAGGAGGAAGGAGGAGGAGGAAGAAGAAAGGAGUGGGAAGUGGAGAAGGAGGAAGGAAAACCAGGAAAAGGUCGAGGAAAGAGCCACAUCCUGGCCAAACAUCCCCAGGAAAACCCUCCGGAAAAUCCUGGAGCUCCUGAGCGAGGAGUCGGGAUUCCUGGUGGAAAACAAACUCCUGAAGCCCCUGCGGGAGGUGGUGGGAGGCGGGAACACCGUCCGGAAAAUCCGAUCCAUCUUCGAGACCCUCCGGAUCGAAGACGAGGAUGAGCUGCGCCAGCUCCUGGAUUUUUUCCUGGCCUACGAAUUUGGGGAAGAGAUCGACAGCGAGGACAUCCCAGGAGGAGAAGAUCCCGCGGAUCUGGCUGGGGACCGAGGGAUUGGCGGAUCCCGUUUCCGGAGGGAUGAGCUCCAAUCCGCCGGGAGCUCCAUUUCCGACGCAUCCAUCGAAGUGGACGAUGUCCUGAAGAUCCUGAAGGAAUUCCUGCGGGAUUUUGACAAGCUCAGGUGGGAAUAGGGACAGAGCGGGGAGAUUCUGGACAUCCGGGAUAACUCCAAGGACGGGGAAUACUGGGAAGCCCUGACCCACAUCAUUCCCGAGCGGACACUCAAACUUUGGGAUGCGCUCGGAGCCGCACUCUUGGAAUAUCAUAAAGUGCUGACCCGGAGAGCCGAGCUCCUUUCCGAGGCCACCAUCCUGCAGAAGCAGAACUCAGAGCUGGGAAUUCUGCUGGAGGAUUAUCUGGAAUCCACACCUGGCCGGGAUUAAUAAACCAUUCCAGGGAUUAAUAAACCAUUCCCCAAACCUG